Rhagoletis pomonella (apple maggot) is the source of this 1618-nucleotide messenger RNA. RefSeq lists its product as uncharacterized. Lineage: Eukaryota; Metazoa; Arthropoda; Insecta; Diptera; Tephritidae. The record is from RefSeq and is a predicted model, not a curated record. The transcript has a single exon. Bases 140 to 1582 code for a protein of 480 amino acids.
AGUGAUUGGGAAACUGAAAAUGCACGAAAACGUUUUAUAAAUUCCAUGCAAGACCGAAAUCGCGCAGUCGAAGUGUAACGUAUGUGCAGUGCAGAUGUUGAGGUAACGGUAAAAGUGAAAAUUUCAGUGCUCAAAGACAAUGCGAAACUCUGUUUGUAUAUUUGCGUUGAAUCUUCUUUGUCUGCUGCAUUCGUGCCGCACUCGAAAAGUGGAUGAACUAUUAACUGAGCUCAAUAAAACUCCUCCUCCCUCGUCUUACCGUGUAUCCGCACCAAAGCUGAAACAACCCUUAAAUAGGGUACCGGCCCACCUUCAAGACAUUGGCUAUGUUUAUGAAGACGCAGAUGAUGUGAUUCAUAUCAUUGAGCCUCCGCAACGAUUUCAGUUAUUGAAACGGCUCGUAAGUCAGACGGAAAGCCCACGAAAGCUAAGGAUUACUCGCGUGGAGUCGAUGAACCAUUACAGUUUGCCAAAGCCAAUGGCAAUGACAGCCGCCACGGCCGAAAUAUUCAGUGCAUCGAAAUUCAAAACGAAAGUGAAGAAAAUGCCCGAGUCUACGGUUAAACAGCUGCAACCAGUGAAGCAACAAAUCGGAGGAGGCAUAAAAGUAAAUCAACCAGUCAAACUGCUUCAUACGCGCGCGCAUAAUGGCAUACCAGUAUUCAGCAACGAUGACUCUAUAGACUUAGUGCCACAGGAAGCACAGACAUUGGCAAUGAUGUCGCCACCGCUGCCACUGCCGCGCGAAAUUUUGGCGGCCGUUCGUAAAACAGAGCGACUGCUUCAGCAGCAACCACAACAAAAACAGCAUUUGCAUCGAGUUACCCAGCGUCAAAAAAAGCUCGCAACCCAUACAGUAGUUAUUGGGCAAGCUUUCGAGCGUAACAAAUUUUAUCGAACCACUGAUCAUAAAAUAAUGGACGAUAAAUUACGAAAACCCCGCGUUCGUCGUGAAGUACGUAACAUUCCUAUUCAUGCGGAGUCUUUCGCAGGAGCUCGAAGGACUGACAAGCUACCAUCCGCCUUAGACGUCCUCAAAAAUGCUAAUUUGGACAUUCAAAAGGGAACCAAGUUACUUCUGCACUUAGAUGAGUUAUUAAAAAAUGCCAGCUUAUAUUUGCCUGAUAAAGGCGAAGUUGUCGACUUGAGUGAAAAAAGCAACAACUCUAAUAAGAGCUUUUUAAAGAGUAUAACUAAAUCUGAUGCUACGAAGCCAUUGGAACAGAGACACUCCCCCAGUCGAAACCAAAGUGCAAAUAAAAGGCGGAGAAUAUUCACUGACGUAAAUGUAAACAAACAAAAUGCACGCACAAAUCUAGCGCUGAUAGAGGGCGCAAACAAAACUAAUUAUAAUCAAUUUACAGCCGGUUCUCUUCUCUACGAUGAUGUCAUGUCCAAUAUUCGAAACAUGCUGCAUACGAAAAAUCGUCAACUCUUAGAGGAUCAACAAAACAGCAGCUUUAAUGGAAGGGAAGUGACAGUGAACUUCAACGGUUCUCUGCCCCUUUUACCCAUCGAUAAUGGCGAGCCAAUAGAAGUGAAGCAAUUGCAAGAGUAUAUUUAUGAGCUGCAGCGUAUUUAAAAAUCUUUACAAAACCAAAACACCGAUGUUUCAUCG